GAAAAGGAACUCCGAUAGCCGAGCGCAUCCUGUCACAAGGCUGCAGCCGGAGGAACACCUCUGCCACCGAAAAGAGGAAACCGGGUGACUCGUCUCCUUCGAAAAAUGUCCGACUCCUUGGUGGUGUGUGAUGUCGAUGAGAGCCUCAAAGAAAAACUGAAGAAAUUUCGAUUCCGCAAGGAGACCAAUAACGCAGCCAUCCUGAUGAAAAUCGACAAAGAGAAACAGCUUGUGGUUCUGGAGGAGGAAUACCAAGACAUUUCUCCGGACGAGCUGAAGAACGAACUUCCAGAGCGACAGCCGAGAUUUGUCGUCUACAGCUACAAGUACAUCCAUGACGAUGGCAGAGUCUCGUUUCCCCUCUGCUUCAUCUUCUCCAGUCCUGUUGGAUGUAAGCCGGAGCAGCAGAUGAUGUACGCUGGCAGUAAAAACAGACUGGUGCAGGCUGCAGAGCUUACCAAGGUGUUUGAGAUCCGGACCACAGAAGACCUGACCGAGGACUGGCUGAAGGAGAAGCUCUCGUUUUUCCGUUAAACUCUGCACCGUUCCGUCACCUGAGGGCUGCAAUGUCCACGUUCAAGAUGGCGGUAAAGGCUAACAGUUACGUUACGGAGACGUCACACCCUCCCUCCCUGUCUGGCAUUUCAUUUUAAGAUAUCGAUCCUUUGGUGUUGUCUCCCAUAAUUUGAUCACUGAAAUAAAAGAUGAAAAAAUG
Molecule: messenger RNA, 715 nt
Organism: Polypterus senegalus (gray bichir)
Lineage: Eukaryota; Metazoa; Chordata; Cladistia; Polypteriformes; Polypteridae
Product: glia maturation factor gamma
Exons: 7
Coding region: 106-534 (142 amino acids)
Biological process (GO): negative regulation of Arp2/3 complex-mediated actin nucleation; actin filament debranching
Cellular component (GO): actin cortical patch
Molecular function (GO): actin binding; Arp2/3 complex binding
Source: RefSeq, a predicted model, not a curated record